This is a messenger RNA of Penaeus chinensis, 1560 nucleotides long. Its product is annotated as basic proline-rich protein-like. The coding region runs from base 1 to 1560 and encodes 519 amino acids. Lineage: Eukaryota; Metazoa; Arthropoda; Malacostraca; Decapoda; Penaeidae. The record is from RefSeq and is a predicted model, not a curated record. The transcript is spliced from 4 exons.
AUGAUCAAAAUUGAAACAGGGCGCGGGGGGAACUCGGGGCCGGGGCCUUUCCCCGGCGCGGGCCGCCCCGGCGCGGGGCGGCCCGGGCCGUCCCGGGCCCCCGGGGCCGGGCCGGCCCCGGGUCGGGGCCGGCCCCGCUCGGCCGGCCCCGGGGCGGGGGGCCGGCCCCCCGGGGCCGCCCCGGGCUGGGGGCCGGGCCCCCGCGGGCCGGCCCCGGGCUGGGGCCGCCCCGGGCGCGGGGCCGGCCCGGGGUCGGGCCCCCCGCCGGCCCGCCCCGGGGCUCGGGGCCCCCCGGGCUGGGGGCCCGGCCCCGGGGUCCCGGCCCCGGGGUUUUUGGGGGGGGCCGGGGCCGGCCCCGGGGGGGGCCGGGGGGGGGGGCCCCCCCUCCCGCCCCGUUGGGGGCCGGCCCCGGGCGGGGGCCCCCCCGGGCCCCGGGGGCCCCGGGCGCGGGGCCGCCCCGGGGCCCGGGGGCCGGCCCCCGGGGCCGGGGCCCGGCCCCGGGGCCGGGCCCCCCCGGCUCGGGGCCCCCCGGCCGGCCGCCCCCUCGGGGCGGCCCCCGGGGCGCGGGCCGGCCCCCUCCCCCCGGGCCCCCGGCCGGGGCCGCCCCCCGGGGGCCCGGCCCCGGGGCGGGGGGCCGGCCCCGGGGCUCCCCCCCCGGCCCCCCCCGGGCGCGGGCCCGGGCCCCGGGCUGGGGGCCGGCCCCCGGGGCCGGGGCCGGCCCCGGGCUCGGGCCCCCCGGGGGGGGGCCGGGCCCCGGGCCGGGCCCCCCGGGGGGGGGGCCGCCCCGGUGGGGCCGGGCCCCGGGCCCCCGGGCCCCCCGGGCGCGGGCCCGGGCCCCCGGGUGGGGGCCCCCCGGGGUCGGGGCCGGGCCCGGGGCGCGGGGCCGGGCCCCGGGGUGGGGCCCCCGGGGCUCGGGGCCCCCCGGGUCGGGGCCCCCCCGGGGUCGGGCCCGGGCCCCGGGGCGGGGCCGGCCCCCUCGGGGCCCCCCGGGGCUCGGGGCCCCCCGGCUGGGGCCGCCCCUUGGGGGCCCCCGGGGCCCCCUCCCCCCCGGGCUCGGGGCCCGGCCCCGGGCUCGGGGCCCCCCGGGCCGGGGCCGGGCCCCGGCCCGGGCCCCGCGGGGGCCCCCCCGGGCCGGGCCGCCCGGGGGUGGGGCCCCCCGGGCCGGCCGGCCCCGGGCCCCGGCCCCGGGCUGGGGCCGGGCCCCCGGGGCUGGGGCCGGGGCCCCGCUGGGGCCGGCCCCGGGCUGGGGGCCGGCCCCUGUGGGGGCCCGGGCUCUUGGCCUCCCCGCGCUUCCCCGGCGCGGGCCGGCCCCGGGCUCGGGGCCGCCCCGGUUUGCCGGGCCCCCCCGGGGCCGGCCCCCCGGGCCCCCCCGGGGGGGGGGGGCCCGGGCCCCCGGGCGGGGCCCCGCCCCUGCCGGGGCCCCCCCCGUUUGCCGCCCCCUCACCCCUUUUAACCUUGCCACCCCCGGCCCAACCCCUUCCGCAAAUUACUGAAGUAAACCCCUACUGCUCCCCCCCAUCUUCCGCCUGGGCCUCGAAACCUCCCCGGGGUCUCAGCUGA